CGAAAUGUAGAAGCCUAUAAGCUUUGAGUAUUUUUGGAGACCAGGGUGUUCAUACGCAUUGCUGACAUCAUUACUUUGCACCUAAUAGAGACAGGGAUUGCCACUGCUCGUGGUCCAUGUUAAAGCCGAAAAUCAAAUAAACAUAUAUAUAUUAACUAGUCCGACUAAAUUAUUACCACUAAACAAAUCUCACCUAAUUCGACCAAAAAAAAAAAAAAACAAAUCUCACCUAAUUCCCAACUUAUACCUGCUUUACAUUACAUAUAUAAACUUUGUCAAAACUAUUACUGUUAGCAACCUGUUGUUCAUUAGCCUUUAACUUAAAAUCAGCUGGCUAUGAUUAGAGAAAUUCAUAUCUCUAAACAUUAUAUAAGCCUUUAGUGUCAGAUGUUACUCUACUUUCGGUAUGAGACAUUAUAACAAAACAAUCAAACCUUUCAUUACCCAGACUAAACUCGUACUAAAAGCUCAAAAGAACUUAUUACAAUAUCUAUCCCCGUGUACAACUUACCUCAUAUUGGUCUCGGUUAUUACUUGACAUUAGGGACAUUUUAGAAAACACCACACUAAUAACUCAUGUUUUUUUUCUGUUUUUUUUCCGAGUAAUUUUUUUUCCUCUUAAAGAAAAAUUAGCUAUUAUUUUUUACGCUUUGAGGUGGAAAUAGAAAAUGAACAUGAAUAUUUUUACCUUAAAAUAAUAAACGUACAUAUAUCUUUUUACAUUCAAAGAUUAAACGACCCAUUUUAAUUUUGUGUAUGCAAUAAGAAAAGAACUAGUAUUAAUAUUAUGUCAUAAAAAUGUGGAAUGCAGAGGCAGAACCCUACAUUAGACAAGACAGCCUGUGGAACACCAAAUCAUGCAUCAUAUCCUGCUCGCAUGCUUUAUUAAACUUUUAUGAAACUAUACAAAUAAGUGGAAAAACUGAGAAAUAUUAAUCUGUAAACAUUUCUAAGUAAAACAAAAAUUAAUACCAAAUAUAGGAGAAAGAGUUAAGGAUAACAAGAAGGCUCCACACACAAAAAAAAAAGAAGGCUCCACAAACAACAAAACCAUGGCAACAUGAAAGCAAAAAAAAAAAAGCCUUUUCCCAGCAAAAGUGUAGAGAAAAACACACUCAUACCAAAAUUUCUUUUUUUCUUAUCAUCUUUCCUCUUUUCCCAAAAAUUCCAAAUAUCAACAACAGAAGAAACAUCUCAUGAUAUGGUGAUGAAGAUCAUUACAUUCAGUUUCUUAAUUUGCUUAAUCUAUAAACUCCAAGGUCACUGCAAAUCAGAUAUCAACCUUGGUUUUACUCUGCCACUCUCUGCUCCUAUAGAAUACACUCCUGGAUUUAUUGGCAAAGCUUAUUUAAUGGAGACAGAAACAUCAUCAAGAAGGGAACCAAGUUUCAAAGCCGCAUUAACGAUGGAGUCAAGCGAUUAUAAGGGACGAUAUUUGUGCUCUAUCCAAGUUUUCCUUGGAGAUGUAAGAGUUUGGAGUUCAGGGCAUUACACAGAGAUGUAUGUUUCUAGCAAAUGCAUCUUCGAGCUCACAGAAGAUGGAGACAUGAGGUUAAAGAGAAGCAAUAAGCGCGUUGGAUGGCGAAGUGGAACCUCAGGACAAGGCAUUGAGAGGUUGGAGAUACAAAGCACAGGGAAUCUAGUGUUGCUUGAUGCUAUGAAUAUGAUCAAGUGGCAAAGUUUUAACUUCCCAACAGAUGUGAUGCUGAGUGGUCAGAGACUUGAUGUGGCUACGCAACUAACUUCAUUCCCAAAAGACUCGACUAUGUUCUACUCUUUUGAAGUUCUACGUAACAAGAUUGCUCUCUUCCUCAACUUGGACAAGCUCAAGUACUCUUACUGGGAGUACAAACCUAUAGAAAACAAAACAGUCAACUUCUUGAGAUUAGGGCCAAAUGGUCUUGACAUAUUUGAUGAUAACAGCCAUAGGAUAGGGAGAAUAGAGCAACCUUUGACCAGGUUCUUGGCUAUUGGGAACAUAACCGGUAAUCUAGGUCUUUACUCGUAUAAACCGGACAAGGGAAAGUUCGAGGCAACGUUUCAAGCUUUGAGCAACACGUGUGAUCUUCCAGUAGCGUGUAAACCAUAUGGAAUCUGCACAUCUUCCAAGUCUUGUUCUUGCAUUAAAGUUAUGAGCAAAGGAGACUGCAACAACAACGAGGAGGAAUGGCUUUCGAUGAAGAGGCUAUGCGAUCACGAGAUGGUUGAGCUAGAAGGAGUCACGACGGUGCUGAGAAACGGUACUGAAGCGAGGAACGUGAGCAAAGAAAGAUGUGAGGAGUUGUGUAAGAAAGACUGUGAGUGUAGAGGGGCGAGUUACUCUGUCCCUGAUGAGAGUUGUGUGAUGUAUGGGGUUGUGAUGGGUGUUAAGGAGAUUGAGAGAGUGAGUGGGUUGAGUUAUAUGGUGAAGAUACCUAAAGGAGUGAGGUUGAGUGAUGAGAAGUCUAAUGUGAGAAAAUGGGUUGUGGGGUUAGUUGGAGGGAUUGAUGCUCUUGUCAUAUUGCUGCUUCUGUCUGGUUUUGGUUUUUAUUACAUUAGGAAGCGACGGAAGAGAUCUUCACAGCCACAGCCACAGCCGCAGCCACAACCACAGCUGCAGGAAGAUCCCAAUACAUAAUAGAUUUUCAGAGUUGUGUUGCUCAUGCAGACUUUGAUAACAUUUUUUAGGUUGCCAUAUCAAAAAGUUGUAAUGUAUUGAGAUUACUUUGUAGAAAAUUUUGUUUUUUGAAGUUUGUUUUUUGAUCAAA
This is a messenger RNA of Brassica napus (rape), 2747 nucleotides long. Its product is annotated as PAN domain-containing protein At5g03700-like. Bases 1061 to 2617 code for a protein of 518 amino acids. Lineage: Eukaryota; Viridiplantae; Streptophyta; Magnoliopsida; Brassicales; Brassicaceae. The record is from RefSeq and is a predicted model, not a curated record. The transcript has 2 exons.